Molecule: messenger RNA, 3074 nt
Organism: Seriola dumerili (greater amberjack)
Lineage: Eukaryota; Metazoa; Chordata; Actinopteri; Carangiformes; Carangidae
Gene: tdrd5
Product: tudor domain containing 5
Exons: 17
Coding region: 1-2739 (912 amino acids)
Biological process (GO): spermatogenesis
Source: RefSeq, a predicted model, not a curated record
AUGAACCAGGAAGAAGUUAUGUCAAAACUGAAGAAGGAUGUUCGCUCCUUGCUUAUUUCGUCCAAGAUGGGCCUUGACCCCGAGCAGCUCAGACGAGACUAUGCUGGAAUUUUAGGGUAUCCCAUGCCCUUGAAACUCCUGGGUUUCAGAAACAUCAUGGAUAUGGUGAAGGAGAUGCCUGAUGUGGUGUCUAUUAACUUCAGGGCAGAUGGUAGCCCAUUCUUAAAGGCUGUUAGCGAUGAGUCCACCCGGAACAUUGAAGAGCUGGUAGCCAAGCAGCGCACGUCUAAGAUUGACAAGAAAGUCAGGAGGGGCGGCAUCAGCUACUUCUCGCCCCGCUACUGUCACCAGUCUCCCUUUGUGGUUCUUCCUAGAAGAGGUCGUGCUCCUCCAGCUGUCCCAGCCCAGCUCAGGGCACAGCUCCGCCUCCUGCUCUCCCAUGGUCCUCUCAGGUUAUCUGACCUGGAGUCCAGCUUCCUGCGGUGCUUUGGCCACCCCCUGCGUGUCCACAACUAUGGCUUCUAUUCCACUGGAGAGGUCCUGGAGGCAGUGGGGGACAUGGUCGUUAUCCAACAAGGGAGGCUGGGCUCAGUUCUUACCCUGAGGGAACACAUGCUACCCAGGCCUCUGCUCAGACCAUCCAGUUUACCCAGGAGGACUGAACCUAUAAAGUCAGGAUCACCUAGAUUUGACAAGCCAGCGUCCAAAGGGUUUGGCACCAGAGCUCAGACAUCAACAAUACCCCAAGCUGAAGUCCCAGUGAAGCAGAGUCCUCUGUCCCAGCCCUCUACUGAGACUACCCCAAGCCCUGUCUGUAAAGAGUCAACAACUGUCAGUAACAAGCCAAACACGGUUGAGAAGAACCAGGAAGCUGAACAAAAGCUCUGCAAGGAAGGUCAACUCUUUCAGAAACGUGUCCUUGAGCUGGAAGAGGAGCUCCAGCAGCGAAUCCUGGAGAAUGGAGUAGCUGGCACCAUUAGUCAGGAGCUGAAGGACAAGUUGCGAAAGGUUGUAGCUCAGACCAGCGGUGGAAUAUCGGUGCACGAUUUACCUGCUGAGUAUAAGAAGCUUUUUGGUGAGGAGCUGCCGCUGCUACAGAGUGGCUUUGUCAGUGUCACUGAACUUGUUGGUGCCAUGAGUGACACUUUCCACCUGAAAUCUGAAGGGGGUGACAACAGAUGCCACUGGAUUGUCACGGACAUACAGGACAGUAGUAUUGCACAGUCAGACUCAAAUGAAUCAGGGGGUUUUGGUAAUGGUGUGAAGCUGCCAUUUAGGAGCUUCUACUUCAGCUGUGAAGAGUCUCCUUGGGAAGGCAAACAGGGAGCAGACGACGAUAACAUCCCAGCACAUGACGAGAAUGAGGAGAAUGAGGAGCUAGAGACCAGUAACAAUUCCAAGAACCAAGAAAUGGACGUGUACCCUGCCAUUCAGGUGCAUAGCAGCCCUGCUGUGCCCCUGGAUGCCCUGCAGAGUCAAUGUCUCAGACCGCCGACGCGCCGUGGUGCUCGAGAGCUGGUAGAGGUUCUGGUGGAAAAGGUGGAGUCACCAGGACAUUUCUACAUCCGCUUCAGCGAGAGCAAGGAGGCGCAAGCUAUGGAUGACAUGAUGAUUGAGAUGAGGCGAUGUUACACCUGUCCCGAGGUGUCAGAGCGCUACCGCCUCCCUGAGCGGUUUGUCCGACGGGGUCAGAUCUGCUGCGUGUCACCUAAAGGAAUGUGGUUCUACCGGGUGGUGAUCCAUCAGAUCAUCAGCCCCACUCAAGUUGAAGUGUUCUAUGUCGACUUUGGCGAUACAACUGUUGUGCAGAGCGCCAACCUCAAGUUCCUGAAGUCAUGUUAUUCGGUUCUUCCAGCACAAGCUGUUCCAUCAUCACUCGCUGGAAUUAAACCCACCACUGGCAGCUGGACUGCUAUGGCCACAACUUCUUUCCAGAAGCUGUGCUCUGAUCGCACCUUGGUGGGAGCUCUGGAGUGUUACACUGGAGAUGUGUUGCAGCUCUACUUGUGUGACACACAUACUGAUAACGACAUCUACAUCCACACUGUCCUGCUGAGCCAGGGACACGGGACACCCUGCAGCCCUGCAGCCAGUGCAGCGCUGUGUGUCCAGGUCAGUCCAGUGACUCUCUACCUGGGGGAGGGAAAGGUUGACCUGCCAGAGUUAGGAGAGGAGAUGACCUCCUGCCCUCAGCCAGAAAACACUCCUGAACAGUCCAUGUCAGCCUCACGGAAGGGAGAAAAAGAAGAGCUUCCCGCCCUGGAGUUUAUAGAAGACAAUGAGGUCAGCCCCCACAUCCAGGUUAAGCAGGUCAACCCGUUCAGUGCUCUGCUAAAUGAUGAAACCCUCAACUGUAGUGAACUGGGCUGGGCCUUGACCAAUAAAUCUCCUCCUACCAACCCUACAAAUCCCACUUCCAGCCGUCUUGCCCCUCCUGACCUGAUCCAGACCAAGACAACCCCAGUUCACUGUAAAGCUGAUGUUAAACCAUUGGGCGUGACUGUUCCAACAACUCCGUCCAGCAUUUAUUCCAGCUCCUGCUGUCCAACACUCGAAGAGGAGCAGCACCAGCCGAAGGUCGCUGCCCCCUUGUUGGUCAAGCCCCCUCCGAUCCUGAGGACCCUGAGCCUCCACACCCCUGACCUGGGCCAAAUCCAGAACUUCACUCGGGGUGUACCUGUUUCUCCACUCCACCUGCGAAACAGUGGCAUCCUAUUUCCUUUGUUUGGGGCCAGGUAGGUCGCACCUCCUGCAAUCCGCCCCAAACCAACUCCUAACCCAAAUGCACGAAUGAGUCAAAACACAAAAGAAGGAAUAUUUAGAGUAUUCAUUCAUAACUAAUAAACUAUCUGAUAAAAUAUCUUAACACUCUUGGAGAAUCCAGUUACAGAAUCAUUUUGUCAGCAAGGACUUUAGUUAUACACAGACAGUAAAAAAAAAAGUAAAAAUAUUUUUUAUAAGACGUUAAUUUACAUGUCAUUUUAAUCUCAUCUCGAUCAGUUAAAUUGUAUGUUGGGCUCUGUUAGUUUGAUAUCGCUGUCAUUGUACCACUUUCCUAACAGUUUGGUCUCGGA